CAAGACAAACAUCACUGUCCCACGCUUACGUACUCUCUCUCCGCCGGGAAAUCGUCUUUGGUUUUGAUCGUUUAAGUCUCCGGCGAUUUUAACGGAAUGGGUAACGGCGAUCUCCUCUCCGUCGAGCCACUAGAGCUUCAAUUUCCUCUUGAAUUGAGGAAGCAGAUCUCUUGCUCUCUAUACUUGACAAACAAGACCGACAAUUACGUGGCCUUCAAGGUUAAAACCACGAACCCUAAAAAGUAUUGUGUUAAGCCGAACACUGGAGUUGUUCUUCCGAGGUCCACGUGUGAAGUUGCAGUGACGAUGCAAGCCCAGAAGGAAGCUCCGGAAGAUAUGCAGUGCAAGGACAAGUUCUUGCUCCAAGGUGUAGUGGCAAAUCCCGGGGCCACGACAAAGGAUGUUACUCCAGAGAUGUUUAGCAAAGAGGCAGGGCAUCAGGUGGAGGAAACUAAGCUGAGAGUUAUUUAUGUCCCUCCACCUCGACCACCAUCACCAGUCCAAGAAGAAUGUUCUGAAGAAGGUUCUUCUCCAAGGGCUUCAGCUUCAGAUAACGAGAAUGCUUCUGAAUUCACUGUACCGAGAUCUAGCAUCGACAGGGUUGAGCCUCGAGAGAACUCAUCUGAGGCCAGAGCCCUCAUCACUAAGCUGACCGUAGAAAAGAAUUCUGCCCUUCAACUGAACAAGAAUCUUCAACAAGAACUGGAGCUUCUGAGGCGCCAAAGCAAGAGAAGUCACGGUGGUGGUAUCUCGGUGAAGUAUGUUCUUCUGGUUGGACUAAUCGGUAUAAUCUUGGGAUAUCUUUUGAAGAGGACAUGACGCCGCCUGAGUUAGUUCAUCAGUUGAAGCUCUCACCCGUGAAAUCUGAAAUGUUAAAAGAAGAAGAAGCUUCAGAUCCAUCAGCGGUUAACUACCAGAGUUGGGAAUUCAGUAGAACAUUAUCUCUUGUGUUGUCGUUCACUUUUUGUUUGUUUGUAGAAUCUGUACUUGUUGUUUUCCAUUUGUGAUCCGAUGACUUAUUUCUUUCUGGGAAACCGAUUGUUUUAGAACUGACAUUACAGUUCGUGUUUUGUAUUUGUGAGUAGAGAUUAUAAUU
Molecule: messenger RNA, 1096 nt
Organism: Tarenaya hassleriana
Lineage: Eukaryota; Viridiplantae; Streptophyta; Magnoliopsida; Brassicales; Cleomaceae
Product: vesicle-associated protein 1-2
Exons: 8
Coding region: 97-819 (240 amino acids)
Biological process (GO): endoplasmic reticulum membrane organization
Cellular component (GO): endoplasmic reticulum membrane; plasma membrane
Source: RefSeq, a predicted model, not a curated record